Drosophila sechellia is the source of this 621-nucleotide messenger RNA. Its product is annotated as protein LTO1 homolog. The transcript has a single exon. NCBI's taxonomy places the organism in Eukaryota, Metazoa, Arthropoda, Insecta, Diptera, Drosophilidae. The record is from RefSeq and is a predicted model, not a curated record. The coding region runs from base 170 to 595 and encodes 141 amino acids.
UGUAAAAUACCGCAGUGGAAUCACAUUUCGGGUAAAAACAAGUUGAAAUAUCCACCGAAUUUAAAUAUUAAAGCUACCAAAUAUCUGGAGCUACAAUUAGGGAUAAGGACAAGGACUACUUGUACGCUGGAGGAGAGCUUUUACAAGCAAUCCGGUGAAACCACAUAUAAUGACAAGUCCGUCGCGGGAUAUAAACGAUCUUUUUGACGAUAUUGUCCUGACCGAGGAGAAGGAGGCACGUUUGGGCUACGAGGAGGGACUGAAGGACGGCCAGGAGCAGGGCAACGAAGAGGGCUACAAAUUAGGCUACGCCCAGGGCGUAUCCCUAGGCGAGGAGCUCGGAAAGAUUCUGGGGCAGGUGGUGGCCCAGCAGCAGCUAAAACACACGGACAAGGUGCGUCGAAGCUUGGAACAGUUGCGUUCGCUCAUCGAGGAGUUUCCCCGCACCAACGAUCCGCAGGCGGAUAUAGUGGGUGCUGUGCAGGACAUUCGCUCCUUCCACCGUCGUCUUCGCGCCCAGCUGGGAUCCAAGAAAACACCUGGUGCAGCGCCUGCAGAGCCCAAUUCUGUCGAGCACAAGGACUACAGCUUUUAGCAUGUCCAAGGUGGGAGUUGUGCAGU